AUGAUGGACCGCCGAGAAAACGCCCAAGGUUAAUCGAAGCUCUCGAUGAUGAACAGGUUUUUGAUGAUUCAACAGCUAUGGGUUGGACUGACCAGGAAAAAGGGAAAGAACAAAGGCUGGCACUGUUUAAAGGCCUCAAAGUCGCACAAUUUGAUUGGUUUAUGAAGUUGCACUUAGGCAAUUGGCCUGUCAUUUAUGUUAGUUUUAAGGAUCUUAAUUAUAAGUCUUGGGAAUCAAUGCUAAAUUCCAUCAGAAAAAGAAUAUCAGACCUUUAUAAAGAACAUAGUUAUAUUCUUGAUAAUAAAAAGCUUCGUGAAUAUGAUGAACCUUUAUUUAAAAAUAUUAUUAAUGGAACAAUUAAGGAGUCAGAUUUAAUGGAUGCUCUCUCCGAUCUAGCACGCCAUCUCCAUAACUACUUUGGCAAACAAACUAUUAUUCUCAUUGACGAAUAUAACUGGCCGAUGGAAUACGCAGAAA
Molecule: messenger RNA, 477 nt
Organism: Racocetra persica
Lineage: Eukaryota; Fungi; Glomeromycota; Glomeromycetes; Diversisporales; Gigasporaceae
Source: the annotation of a GenBank genome assembly